This is a messenger RNA of Aspergillus pseudoviridinutans, 681 nucleotides long. RefSeq lists its product as uncharacterized. The transcript has a single exon. Lineage: Eukaryota; Fungi; Ascomycota; Eurotiomycetes; Eurotiales; Aspergillaceae. The coding region runs from base 1 to 681 and encodes 226 amino acids. The record is from RefSeq and is a predicted model, not a curated record.
AUGACUGAUAUCCGCACCCGCUUUGAGCGCCUCUUCAUCACCCUGCGCCAAACACCACAUAUCGAAGUGCUUGAUGCUGAAAUCGGCCCACCCACAAGCGAGGAGGAAAUCCAGGCCGUCCUACAACGCACAAAGGGCCAACUACCCACGGGCGUGGAGACCUUUUAUCGUGCCUUGGGCUGGGUGAGGCUGGAAUGGCGUCACACGGUGCAGGAGAUCGCGACAGGGAACAUGAGCGAUCAGGGUUUUAUUAGGAUUCUACCUAUAAAGGAGGUGUUUGACGAGUGGGAAGGAAUCAUAUGGUGGGCAGAAAGGGAGGGGGGGAGCGACGACGAUGAUGAAAUUGCUGAGCGUCAACAAUUCCGCUCUGUGAAACCAUUUGACAUGUUUGUGCCGGAGGCAUGCGUUGCAUUCCUCCAGCCACCUCCAUGCCGUGGUGGCAGCGACAACUCGUGGGGCCAGCCUAGCGAACACGUUGCUUUUCACUAUUGUGGGGAAGAGCUCUACAAGACACGAUACUCAUUCGACGAGUAUAUUGAUAGACUGCUUGCCUCACGAGGUUUCUGGUACUGGCCCAAGACCCUGUGUACUGAAACACAGGACAAGGUAGAAACACAGGACUUUCGGAAGAAGAUGCCGCUGCUUUUUGAAGAUUACGAUGAGGAGUUGUUUCAGCCUUGA